AUAUAUAUGUAGAUAUUAUAGACGACAAAAAUAGUUUUUCAGGAAAAUUGCUCAAGAUUUUCUUAUUAAUUUUUUUUGGUUGAAAUUAUGUAUAAGACGUAACUUUAUUCGAUAUUUAAGGCAUCAUUAACAAUAUUUUAAGACGAUUUUCCUGUUGUUACUGAAGGAUAUUUCUAAAAACUGACAGUAAAUACGAUUACUCUUUCCGCGACUUUCUUCUUUAGAGCGUAACUGAUUGUUCAAGAUAUAUACAUUUUAACGGUUAAUAAAUAAGACGUGAAAGAUGGAUCCUGAAAGCUUCCUCGAUAUUGCUAAUCAAGUGAUUAAGCUCAAAAUGUUUCCAUACUUUGAUAUCGCACACAGUCUAUUGUGUGCACUGUCUGUCAAAGAGGAUUUAGGAAGUGGUGCACAUGCUUUCAGUCGUAAACAUCCAUUAGCAUGUUGGCUGUCUACAAUGCUCGUUAUUUUUGCUGGUGGCAUGGUCGCUGCUGCUUUAUUAGGUGAACCUGUAUUAGGACCAUUAAAAAAUACCCCACAACUUCUUGUGGCUACAGCUUGCUGGUAUGUUGUAUUCUACACACCAUUCGAUAUUGGAUAUAAAGUCAGCAAAUUUUUACCCGUCAAACUUGUUGCAAGUGCUAUGAAAGAAGUAUACAGAGCAAAGAAAGUUCAUGACGGUGUUGUACAUGCUGCCAAGCUUUAUCCUAAUGCCUACAUCAUUAUGAUUGUUAUUGGUACAAUUAAAGGCAACGGAGCAGGAUUUACAAAAUUACUUGAGCGAUUAAUUAGAGGAAUCUGGACACCAACUGCAAUGGAAUGCAUGCAGCCUAGCUUCUAUACCAAAGCAUCAGUUGUUGCUUCAAUUAUUUUUGUAUUAGAUAAGAAAACAGACUGGAUUUCAGCUCCACAUGCACUUGUUUACUUUGGAAUUGUCAUCUUCCUCGUAUACUUUAAACUCUCGUCAUUGUUGCUUGGAAUUCACGAUCCAUUUGUUCCAUUUGAGAAUCUUAUGUGUGCAUUCUUAUUCGGAGGAAUUUGGGAUUCACUUGCCAAACUCUUCGGAAAAGGACAAGUCAAAGAAGAGGCUAGUAAAGAUGCUAAAAAAGCAAAUUAACAAAAUUAUUAACGUAACAAACUUAAAAAACAACAACAAAAUAAUUGAAGUGCAAUAUAGUUAAGGAUUUUACCCCCACGACAUUUUUUUUAUACAUGUUUCGACCAAAAAAACAUUAAUCUACUCACUUGAUUCACACAUGUGUCAUUUAUUUCAUAUGUCAUAAACUUUUUGUUCUGACGAUGUAGCCAAAGAUGCUAUUUUAGAAAAUUCGAGUCAUUUUUUAUUUUAAAUUUCAAUUGAAAAAUCAUUUUUUUGUUUCCAAUAACGACCGAGUACAUCCUUCGUAUGAUUUUUUGUAUUUGUGCAAAUUUUAAAGAUUUCUUUUUU
Molecule: messenger RNA, 1444 nt
Organism: Chironomus riparius
Lineage: Eukaryota; Metazoa; Arthropoda; Insecta; Diptera; Chironomidae
Source: the annotation of a GenBank genome assembly